CCGCACCCCUCAAUUCAGUUUCAUCGGUUGGGCAACGUAACUGCCUCGUCUCGAUUGAUUUCACUCUGUGAUGAAUGAAAAUAAUAACUACGGUGCAUAAUCCCUAGUGAAAUUUACACAUAAACUCAACAACGAUCGGUAUACGUGAAUGUGGUAGUGAGUAAAAAGGUGGAUUCGUGGAUUUGUGAUAAAACCAGUUCCUCCUUUGAAAUUGUGACCUACAACUCAUGUUUACGUGCUAAAACUUAGUUGAGUGAAUAAUUUGAGUUCUUCGGCAUUUCGUUUCGUCUUAAUGGGAUCUUGUUGAACUACAGGUGUUGAAGGCAGAGCGGCACAAUGCCGGAGGGCGUGGCGAAGGAUGGCAAAGACGCCAAGGAUGGCAAGGAUGACAAGAAGCCGAAGGACAAGGAGUCGCCGAAGCGGCGCGGCAACCUCGCACGGGUCAACGUGGAGCUACUGGACGGCUCCGUGAUGGCGCUGGAUGUGGAUAGAAAAAUUCGCGGGCACGAGCUCCAGGAAAAAGUUUGCGCCGAACUGAAUCUCGAAGAGAAGGACUACUUUGGGCUGCUGUUCGAAGACCGAGGGGACCCCAGGGCGUGGAUCGACCCGGAGAAACGCGUCUCUAAGAUGAUAAAACAUGAGCCGUGGUACGUGCGUUUCGCGGUGAAAUUCUACCCGCCGGAGCCGGCGCAGUUGCAGGAGGAACUCACCAGGUACCAGCUCGUGCUGGCCGUAAGGAAGGAUCUGCUGGAUGGUCGCCUCCCCUGCUCGGCGGUGACGCACGCACUCCUAGCCAGCUACCUGCUCCAGUCGGAGCUGGGCGACUGGGACGGGUCGAGCGCGGGCGCGGCGCCGUGCGCGCAGCUGCGCCUGGCGCCGCCCGCCAGCUGCACGCCCGACCUCGAGGAGAAGGUGCUCGAGCUGUACAAGACGCACAGGGGCCAAACGCCAGCAGAAGCAGAGGCAAAUUACUUGGAAAACGCGAAGAAACUCGCAAUGUACGGGGUCGACCUGCACCCCGCCAAGGACUCGGAGAAUGUGGACAUUACCCUCGGCGUGUGCUCCUCUGGACUGCUCGUGCAUCGGGAUAAACUGCGUAUAAACCGUUUCGCGUGGCCCAAAAUCCUCAAGAUCAGCUACAAGCGUCACAACUUCUAUGUGAAGCUGCGCCCGGGCGAGUUCGAGCAGUUCGAGUCGACGGUCGGCUUCAAGCUCGCCAACCACCGCGCGGCUAAGAAGCUGUGGAAGGCGUGCGUUGAGCAUCAUACGUUCUUUAGGCUGACGUCGCCGGUGCCGGCGUCGCGCGGCACGCUGUUCCCGCGGCUGGGCUCGCGGUUCCGCUACAGCGGGCGCACGCACUACGAGUCGCGCUCGGCGCUGCCGUCCCGCCCGCCGCCCGCCUUCCCGCGCGCGCUCUCCUCGCGCCGCCUGUCCUCGCGCAGCGCGCUCGCGCUAUCAUCAGGCGACAAAGAUGACAUGCCCCCAGAUGCAGCGAAGAGGCACACAAUGCCCCCGCAGCCUGCCCCAAGACCGACUAUUAAGGAUAAGAAACCACCGCCCGGUGCGGUUAAAGUGAUGCCCACAGCGCCACCGGAGAAGAAAGAGGAAAAGAAAUUGGCAGAGCAAAAGAAACCGGCUGAAAACGGUACCGACACGACAAGCGACCCAGGCGUUGCAAAUAACAUUGAAACUACACCUAAAAAGUCAAAGGGAGGUUUCGGCUUAUUCGGUAAGAAAGACAAAUCGCCUAAAGAAGAAAAGUCGCCCAGAGAAAAAUCACCCAAGGGUAAAGAUAAAUCUCCAAAAGAAAAGUCUCCGAAAGACAAGGAUAAGAAACUCAAAGAUCCCAAAGCUAAGAUAGCUGUGCUCGAUACAUCCAACGAUAGCUCUAACCUUGAUAGUUCAGUGGAUAAGAGUCCAACGAAGGAAGAGAAACGUUUUACAAAACCGUACGAAUAUACAGACACAGAGAAGAGCCCAACAAGAAAACCUUACAUUCAAGGUGCAUUUAGUUAUGAAAAAGAACCGAUCAAUGAUGAAAAACAGAGAGGUAUGGAUGACAGUCAAAGUCCAGGCACGAGGAAGGCGGGACUCGCUUUCAAUUACGCUCCUGGUGAAGAUAAAAAGGUGGCUGAAAGUGCAGAAAAACGUAAAACACCUGAAGAUCCGAGCAAAUUAAAGACGCCAGGAAUUGAUUACGUUCAAUCCGCAGCUCUUAAAGAACAAGCUAAAUCUCCAAAGCCUAAUGUAAUCGACCCAACUUUAGCUUUGCUUGAUUCAGAGAGAGCGCAUCAUGAAACACCAGCGGCAGCUGUAAUUCCAGUUAUUGCUAAGCCAGAUAACGAAAUUCAAGUUGUUAUAAUAACAGGUCGCUACAAUCCUAAAUCGAAAAAGUUUGACGAUGCAAAUGGCACUAUUUUGGUCACUAAAGGCACGCUUAAUAAAGCAAACGGCAAAAUAACGACAGAAAAAGAAACAAUUAAUACGAAAUCGGGUCAAGUGAACUACACAGACCCCGCAACUGGUAAACAAGAAGUAAAGAAUGGCCACGUUGAUUCUAAAUCAGGUCAUAUUCUCUUCACGUCUGGUGUUAUUGACCCCAAGACUGGAAAGAUGGAUCCAACGUUGGCUCAACAAUACUGCUUCGUAGAGAAAGCUGAUGAUAAAGUUGGUGCUAAACCGGGCAGGGAAGUAGACCUGGUAGUUAUUACAGGAAAAUACGAUGGUAAACAUAAGAAACUGGAUGCAAGUCACGGACACGUUGAAGUUUCAAGAGCUGUUGUUUCGGCGGAUGGCACUAUUAAUUCCAACUACGGUGUUAUCGAUCCACGAUCAGGAAAGAUUGAAUUUGUUGAUCCCAAAACAGGAAAGCAGGAUCCCAAGCAGGCAUACGUCGAUCAAAAGACCGGCAACUUGCUCGUAACUACUGGCGUGUUGGAUCCUAAAUCAGGCAAGGUCGAUUCAUCAUUGGGUCAACAGUUUAGCAUUGUUGAAAAAGAUGCAACUAAAGCAAAUAGAGAAGUAAGAUUAGUCGUGAUUACCAGCAAGUAUGAUUUGAAGAGUAAGAAACUCGACCCAGCAUUUGCUCACGUAGAUUCAAUUAAAGGUGUGCUCAGUGGUGCUGAUGGUAAAAUAUACUCCGAAUAUGGAGUCAUUGACCCUAGAACCGGUAACAUACAAGUUACGGAUCCGAAAACUGGCAAACAGGAAGUUAAACAAGCUCAAGUCGAUCCUAAGACGGGUAAUAUUCUUCUUGUAUCCGGUGUUAUUGAUCCCAGAACUGGACAAUUAGACACCUCUUUAGGUCAACAAUAUAGCAUUGUCGAUAAACCUACCAGCACAUUCGCCGUUGUACCUGGAAGGGAAGUACAAGUUGUUGCUAUUACUGGUAAAUAUGAUACGAAGACCAAAAAACUUGACAAUCCUAAUGGUUUCAUCGAAACAUCUCAAGCCAUUAUAAGUGACAAAGAUGGUAAAGUACACACAAACUUCGGUAUAUUAGACCCUAACUCGGGCAAAAUUUAUUACACAGAUCCCAAAACUGGGAAAAGAGAUUCGAAGCAAGCCUCUAUCGAUGCUAAAACAGGCAGCUUCUUACUUACGUCUGGUGUAAUUGACCCGAAGACUGGUAAAUCAGAUUCGUCUCUAGGACAGCAAUUGACUGUUGUAGAUAAAGAUGCGCCAAAAGGCAUGCCAGAGAGAUACAUGAACUUAGUUAUUGUGACGUCUAAAUAUGAUCCUAAGACUAAGAAACUUGACCUUACCAACGCACACGUUGACACUGUUACUGGUAAACUUGGAGAUGAUGAUAAAGUUUACACUGAUGUUGGUGUUAUCGACCCGGCGACUGGUCAAAUAACGAUAACUGAUCCAGUGACAGGAAAACAAGAAACAAAGAAGGCGACAGUUGAUCCUAAGACAGGAAAUAUGCUCCUCACUUCCGGUGUCAUUGAUCCUAACACUAAAUUAGUCGAUCCUACAUUAGGACAACAGUACUCAGUUGUAAAUAAGCCUAAAGACACGUUUGCAUCUGUACCUGGUAAAGAAGUUCAAUUGGUGGUUAUUACUAGCAAAUAUGACUCGAAGUAUAAGAGAUUAGAUAAUCCUAAUGGCCACGUAGAAACAUCCCGUGGAAUCGUUGCCGCUGAUGGUAAAGUUCAUAGCAACUUUGGUGUUAUCGACCCUAAGACCGGUAAGAUUGAACAAGUAGAUUCACUAACUGGCAAUCAAGAAGUGAAGAAUGCUAUUGCCGAUCCUAAAACAGGACACCUUAUCGUAAAUUCAGGUGUAGUAGAUCCCAAGACAGGAAAAGUUGAUUCAUCUCUUGCGCAACAAUUUACCAUUGUUGAUAAAGAUGUUAAGCCAGUUGAACGAGAAAUUCACCUUGUUAUAAUUACAACUAAAUACGAUCCAAGAACUAAGAAGAUUGAUCCCACUCAGGGACAAGUGGAUACAGUCAGUGGUACUGUUGGCUCAGAUGGCAAAAUACGCACAGAGCUAGGUGUUAUUGACCCAGCAACGGGAGAGAUUACAAUCAAAGAUCCAAAGACAGGUAAACAAGAAGUAAGAAAGGCACAAAUUGACCCAGCCACGGGACAUAUGCUAUUAACCAGCAAUGUUGUCGACCCGAAGACGGGUAAAGUAGAUCCCUUAUUGGCACAACAGUAUAGCAUUGUUAACAAACCAGUCGUGUCACAUGCCAAGCCACCAUCAAAGGGUGAAAUAAGACUUGUGAUUAUCACAAGCAAAUUCGAUCCUAAAACUAAAUCUGUGGACGCUAGCUCUGGUAAUGUAGACGCUGCUAAGGGUUAUGUCAGUCUUGAAGAUGGAAAGAUACAUACCGAUUUCGGUAUUAUCGAUCCGAAGUCAGGUCAAAUCCUGUAUAAGGACCCUGUAACUGGUAAGCAAGAGCUUAAACAAGCAGAGAUCGAUCCCAAGACGGGAGCUAUAAUCGUAACGACAUCAGUAGUUGAUCCUAAGACAGGCAAAGUUGAUCCGACAUUCGCUCAACAAUUGAUGAUUGUUGAUAAGCAGAAUGUUCUGCCUAAAGCGGCACCAGUUUCACAAAGAGCUAGUGUGUCCCCAGCAAGACAAAUUCCAACUCCCGUUAAAGCGCCGACUACGCCUGUACAAACCCCGUUGCAAUCUCCUGUGCGUACAUCAUCUCCUAUGACAAAUCAAUAUCAAAAAGCAACACCUAUUACAUCGGUUCAAGGUGUUGCUCCUACCAAACCUACUACCGCUCCGCCUGCACCACCUAAGAAGAAGAUCGUUAAGAUAAUGGUUAUAUUUACAAGAGUCGAUCCGAAAACAAAGAAACCUGAUUUCUGCACUGCUGAAGUGGAACAUCUUACAGGAGUACUAGACCCUAACGGUUUUAUUGAAACCAAAUACGGAGUUAUCGAUUCUAAUAAGGGAAGUAUGGUGAUAACUGAUACAGCAGGACAGAAACAAACUAAGGAUGGUACAAUUCUUAGUGAAACUGGACAAAUCUUCAUUAAUUCUGGUGCUAUUGAUCCGAAAACUGGAAAGAUUGAUCCUAAUCUUGGUAUGAUUUUGAGUGUAGCUAAACAAGACGAUCCCGUUGUUGAUAUUACUACUAUAACAGGUCCUAUUGACAGUAGAACAGGCAAGGUGAACAUCGAAGAGGCAGUAGUCGAACAUACAAAAGGAAAAGUUGAUGCGGAAACUGGCAAUAUCUCUACUAAAUAUGGUGUUAUCGACCCAUCAAACGGAGUAAUGUUUGUUUCGGAUACAACAGGUUCUCAAGAUGCUAAACCAAUUACCAUCGAUGAAAACAAUGGCCAGAUCUUUAUUAAGGGUGUUGUAGAUCCAAAGACUGGUAAAGUUAAUCCAAAUCUUGGCCAGUUGCUUGUUGUAGGCAGUCAUAUUGAUCCAGUUGUCGAAGUUACAUCUUUCGUUGGAAAAGUUGAUGCUAAGAAAGGUGUUAUUGAACCUAAGAACUCGGUUAUUGAAAGCAGCACAGGUCAACUCAAUCCUGAUAACAACAUCAUCAAUACUAAGUAUGGACAAAUUGAUUUGGUCAAGGGAACAGUUACAUACAAUGAUCCCAAGACAGGCAAAUUCGAAAGCAAAGAACUUAAAGUCGACCCUGUUACUGGUCAAUUCUUAUUGCGAACUGGACAAAUCAAUCCUAAGUCCGGUAAACCAGACAAGGAUAUCGGCAGGUUAAUGUGCCUCAGAAUAAUCCAAACUAAAAUCGAUCCCGUUUCUGGAAAACAAAUUGUUUCAAACGAUCCUAAAAACGUCAAAGUCGAUCCUAAAACUAACCAAAUUUGGAUCGCUGGACCGAAAGAUCCUAAAACUGGAGAAGUUCUGUACACCGCUGGCCAAAUCGAUCCUAAUACGGGUUACAUCAUUUCUAUCUACGGUCGUUUGGACCCGAAAACUGGAACUAUCUCUAGAGCUACAGAUGUUGAGAAAUCUCUUAUUAAAGUUGACCCAGUCAAUGGCCAGAUUUACACAGCAACAGGUGAUGUUGAUGAAAAUAAUGAACCUUUGUACUCUGCUUCGCAAGUCGAUCCUGGAACUGGAGAAAUUUACACCAAGCUAGGAAAGAUCGAUUCAAGAACGGGUAAACUAAUAAUCGUGAAGAUCUACAUUAUUACACAGAAAGAUGAAAAAGGAAGAGUCAAGGAAAUCGACCCAAAGGAAUGUACCAUUGAUGAAACAACCGGAAGAAUUAUCACAACUAAAACCGUAUAUGUAUAUCAAAUUAUCGACCCGAUUACCGGUGAAACGAUCGACGUGGAUCCUGAUGAUCCAAGACUUAAGGGAGCAAGGACAACCGUCACACAAACUAUGACGUUGUCUGGCAAGAUCGACCCUGUAACUGGAAGAAUUAAAACGGAAUACGGAGACAUCGACCCGGACACAGGAGAUAUCGACCCGAGCACCGCCGUGAGAGAUCCCGUCACCGGUCAACUCAUUUUGCACUACUCGCAAAUAGAUCCAUCGCACUUCGAAGACAAGAGCGGCAAUUACACAAUCGAAAAGGAAACGCAAGACCUGCCCGCUAAUAUCGACAUACAAACGGUCAACACGCAUAAGUUCUCAACCUUCGGUAAGGACGAGAGUCCCGCGCGAGGCGACGAACCCAAAACGUUCACCGAGUACACGACCAGCGAGCACAUCCGGCACCAAGGCUACGUGGCCUCCUCGACCCCCGUAUCCUCCAAGAUCCCGAUUUCACAGCGAUCCAAAAAGACCCCCACACCGCCCGUCGUCGUCAAAACGACGACCAAACAACUCCUCACCAAGAACGACGAGGGCGUCACCCACAACGUGGAGCAAGAGGUGGAGAACCUCGGAACUGGAGAGGUGACCUUCUCCACGCACACGAAUAAGGCGGAAAACAUUGAAUCGACGGAGGGGCGGAGUCCGUACGUGACUGCGCGGGCUGUUACUACGCGAAUGGCGACCACACACCACGAUCUCGACACGAAGGCGAAAACACAACAACUGGAGGAAAAGACAGUGGCACAUACUCUGACUUCGUCCGCCACGAGGCAGGAACAACGCGUGGUCACGCAAGAAGUUAAAACCACGGUUACGACCGGCGAUCAGCUGACGAGACACGGCUCGCAGUCGUCGCUCAGCAGCGGGGACUCCGGAACACCUAUCGACUUUGAAGGCGAAGGACAUUAUUAUGUUACGGAGCCUGGUUCAUACCGCACCACGACUACAAGUACUGUGCUUGGAAACGCACCGUUUGGCAGCAUGUUGCAAGGUGCCAACACUAAAAGUAGUACAACAGCGGUCGGCCCUCAAGUGACCUCCCGUACUCCAGAGCCCAUUGAGAGUGAGCUGAGCGGUGAGGAGGUUGUCUCUUCGCAGACCAUCAGCUCGAAGACACGCACCGUUGAGACUAUCACCUACAAAACGGAGCGCAACGGCGUGGUAGAAACUCGCGUGGAACAGAAGAUCACCAUACAGUCGGACGGUGAUCCCAUAGAUCACGAUCGAGCGCUCGCUGAGGCCAUACAGGAAGCCACAGCGAUGAACCCCGACAUGACGGUGGAGAAGAUCGAGAUCCAACAACAGAGCACGCAGCCCUAAACACAACCUGUACAAUGUACAUCCCGCGAAUAUUAUCAUAAGUUAUUUAAUUAUUAAUGUACUCGUUUAUAAUUGUACUUUAUUAUAUCGAUGUUGUGUCGGAAACGCACUCUAUUUAUAGUUACGAAUUGUAAAAAUACAUGGUAAGGUAUGUUGCAGCAUUUUUUAAACGAUUUUUUAAGCUUAGGCUAAGGAAACGGAACCUGGGCUUAGCGAUGCCAUAAAUAGUGUUCGUGUAUUUAAAACAAUUUCAUUUUGAACUUUCGAUUUUAGCUUUAAAAGUGUCACGAGUUAGACCACCGUUAUUUAGUGAUAAUUUCUCUCAACCUUGACAACGUAGGACGGGACUAAAAAGAAAUAUAAUAACAUUGAGAUAAUAUUACUACGUAUGGAGAAGACACCAACAAAAUCUGUGCGCCAUUUUUUUGCCCUAACUAAGUUUUAAAAAUUAUUAUCUAGUUAGGUAC
This is a messenger RNA of Colias croceus (clouded yellow), 8546 nucleotides long. Its product is annotated as protein 4.1 homolog. The record is from RefSeq and is a predicted model, not a curated record. Lineage: Eukaryota; Metazoa; Arthropoda; Insecta; Lepidoptera; Pieridae. Gene Ontology annotation, cellular component: cytoskeleton; plasma membrane. Gene Ontology annotation, molecular function: structural molecule activity; actin binding. Bases 337 to 8079 code for a protein of 2580 amino acids. The transcript has 18 exons.